AUGCAUGUCGUGGCUGCCAGCUUCUUGCUGCCGCUCAAUGUCAUAGUAUACACAGCUUUAGGUGGUCUGAAAGCAACAUUCAUAUCGGAUUGGGUGCAUACAGUGAUCAUCUAUCUUAUUCUCAUUGUGUCAGUUUACACCACUUAUUGUAGCUCAUCAUUGAUCGGCUCACCUGGAAAGAUGUGGGAUCUAUUGAAGGAAAUCCAAGAUGUCUUCCCAAUGGCUUCAGGAAAGAGCUAUCUAUCCUUUAAAAGUCGCGACAUGAUCCUCCUGUCAUGGUCAGUGACACUUGGAGGAAUGUCAUCUGUGCUGGGUGACCCUGGUUACUCGCAAAGAGCAAUUGCUUCAGAUUCUCGUAGCGUUUUCUUGGGGUACACUAUGGGCGGUCUAUGUUGGUGGGUGAUUCCAUGGGCCUUGGGUUCGUCAGCUGGUCUAGCAUGUAGAGCUUUGCUCACCAACCCCGCUUCUGUUACUUUCCCCAAUGAAUUGUCGCCAGCUGAAUUGAAUGCCAGCAUGCCAGUGAUAUAUGGGCUUGCCGCUAUAUUCGGUAAGAGCGGUGCUGCUGCAGGCCUUGUCAUGUUGUUUAUGUCAGUAACUUCUGCAACCUCCGCUGAACUCAUCGCUUUCUCGUCCAUCACCACAUAUGAUUUAUACAGGACCUACAUCAACCCCAAUGCAACUGGUAAACAGUUGGUGAGAGCUUCUCAUAUCUCUGUGAUAAGCUUUGGAAUUUUUAUGGCUGCUUUGUCUGUUGUGUUCAACUACAUUGGGGUUACAGUCGGCUGGCUAUUAAGUUUUCUGGGAAUCCUAUUAAAUCCCGAAGCCGGGGCAGUAGUACUUUGUUUAUUCUGGCCACGUAUGACAAAACUUGGUCUUUUAAUUGGCGCUCCCUUAGGCACUGUCACCGGGAUUGUCUGUUGGUUGGGCUCUACUUACGCGUUUGGAGGACAUGUCGUAAACAAAAACACAGUUAUGACAGCAGAAGCUACAUUCAUUGGUAACAUUGUGAGCUUAUUCUCUGGAACAAUCUAUAUCAUUGUCUUUUCAUUGUUGACGCCUAACUCUGCCUCUUAUGAUCUCCGACUAUUGAGGAACGCAAUCAAAGUGGCAGAUGAUGUUGACGACGAAGAAGAAAAAGCACUGAUCCUCACGGAGGCUGAUGAAAAAGUCCUGGGUCAUCAGAGCUACCUGAGCCUGGCAGUGAAUGUUUUCGUGUUACUGGGUGUCUACGUUGUAGUGACUUGUGCCUUAUAUGGGUGGGGCGGAGACUUCAGUAAAUCUUCUUUCACAGCUUUCAUGGUUGUGAUGAUGAUAUGGCUUCUGGUGGCAGCUUUUUCGAUCAUAUUGCUACCGUUAUGGCAAGGUAGGGACACUAUCAAACUUGUUGUAAGAUCGAUCCUAAAGAAAGAACCAGAAGUGGUCUAUUUCACGGACGCUGCAUCAUCCUCAUCCCAGGGUGAUGCAGUCCAAGAUGGUGAAAUAGUUGCCGGUAAGAAAAAUGACAUUCAUAUAACGGUGAGUGGUAUGUAG
Molecule: messenger RNA, 1530 nt
Organism: Torulaspora delbrueckii
Lineage: Eukaryota; Fungi; Ascomycota; Saccharomycetes; Saccharomycetales; Saccharomycetaceae
Product: sodium:solute symporter family protein
Exons: 1
Coding region: 1-1530 (509 amino acids)
Biological process (GO): spermidine transport; urea transmembrane transport; putrescine transport
Cellular component (GO): plasma membrane
Molecular function (GO): spermidine transmembrane transporter activity; urea transmembrane transporter activity; putrescine transmembrane transporter activity
Source: RefSeq, a predicted model, not a curated record